AUGGAGGUAGCGAAGGACACGGAUCCUCCUAAUUCGGGUCCCGUAACCAUCCGUGCUCACUUCAUUCCGGAACCGACAACUGCGCGAAUCGUUGACGAUAGAGAUGUGGAUGAAAAAGGUUUUACAUGCACAAAUGAAGAUGUCUGGAUGAGGGUCGAGUCCUGCACAGAUUGUACUAGUGAUGAAAACGGGUUGCGCGCUCGUCGUUCGCUACCAUUCCGUUCCAGCAAAUUCUGGCUUCGUCUGAUUCGACCGUGGAAAUGGCGCCACGUAAAGAGGAAGCUGCAAAGAUCAGGCAGCGAACGUUCUCGCAAACUGAUGUCCACUCGUACGUCCGUAUGUCCACCGUCCCCGUCGUUGCCAAAUUUACAUAGCGCCACUGUACAGUCUAGUCAAGAGGAAUCAGUACCGUAUAGAAGCUCAAGUGAUGCUAUCGUAGAUAUGGUAUUUCACACGAAUUUCUUCAAAAAAUUGCCCAGAAGUAAACCUACGGCGACUUCGCAUGAAGUGAAUGUCACAGAUCGUCUCUCAGCUGAUCCGAAAACGUCAACGUGCAAUAGUGUAGAUAGACCAACUUCCCUUCCAUCAACGUCUAUUUUGCCUGUUCAAGUAGCCCCAUCCUGCGUCACAAAUGUCCGGAUCGAUGAUCAACCUGUCCAGGUACAAAUGUCAGGUGAACAAAUCUCGAAUAAUUCCUAUUCGAUUCAGGAUAAUAAUCAAGGAGUAGGCGAACCACUGAACAGUUCUGAAUCAAGAAUGAAUGGAGAAGAAGAUUAUUUUGAAUCGAACAUAGAGUCAAGUAUUCUUCUCGAAGGAUAUGUGGGUAUUGAAGCGAAGGAACCAAACCUUGCGGCUCGACCUGAGAAGCCAGUAUUGAAAAAACCUGGUCAACCGUCAAGGCUACGAGUUCGUAAAAGGAUUAGCGAAUCCAGGGGGGACUCAACAAGGACGUUCAGAACGGAUUCGUUGCCAACUCAUCUGACAGAUGACAGUGACAGUGACAAUCCGAUCGAAUACAGAGACGAUGACGGAUCUCAUCUCCGAUAUCCACCUACUACAUCACGAUAUGAGGAAGAAGAUGAGGAGGAGGAAGUUCCGAUAGGUGGCGGUGGUUUGGCGGCCAAAGUUCAACGAAAGGAUACACUAGCUUUACGACUCGAUGCGCCACCGUGCAAGGAUGAUAUUUGUGGACAAACAGCGGAUGAUCGUCGAACUUUGAUGCAUAAAGCGUCGAUUAAAUUGGAACGAAAACUAAGUGAACGUCCGUCAGCUGUAGAGCUUGAGGAUAGAAAUAUCCUGAGAAGAGAUGGUGGUGCAAAAACAAUGGAAGAGAAGAGGAAGCUGUUGCUGAGGAAGCUAAGUUUUCGACCAACGAUCGCACAACUAAAAGAACAACAGAUCAUACAGUUCAACGACUACGUUGAAGUAACUCAAGCGGAAGCAUAUGAUCGCAAAGCGGACAAACCAUGGACGAGAUUGACGUCGACGGAUAAGGCACUUAUCCGUAAAGAACUAAACGACUUCAAAGCCCUGGAAAUGGAUGUUCACGAAGAGAGCAGAAUAUUUACGAGGUUCCACCGACCUUAA
Messenger RNA from Necator americanus (New World hookworm), 1587 nucleotides. RefSeq lists its product as uncharacterized. Gene Ontology annotation, biological process: actin cytoskeleton organization. The coding region runs from base 1 to 1587 and encodes 528 amino acids. The record is from RefSeq and is a predicted model, not a curated record. The transcript is spliced from 15 exons. NCBI's taxonomy places the organism in Eukaryota, Metazoa, Nematoda, Chromadorea, Rhabditida, Ancylostomatidae. Gene Ontology annotation, molecular function: actin binding.